AUGGCCUUGCGGACGCAGCACAGGAUGCAUGUCCUUGGACUUACCGCUGUGGAGUCAGAGGAUCACGCCAUCAUUAUGCGCGACUCCACGGUAGCGGCAUCCUCGCACGCCUGGGCGCUGCGGCAAGCCUUUCAAACCGGAGGGUACGACUUGGCUCUGUAUAUUCUCGGUACCUAUCCUUCCAUUUUGGAGUUCGCUGUGGAUGAGGUGUGGGGGGAGCUUCAGCUACCCCAUCUACUGGGCAGCCCAGCAGGAGCCUGGCGCGCUGAUCGUCUUGCUAAAUGCUGGUGUGUCUCCCAAUUUUGA
Messenger RNA from Symbiodinium sp. CCMP2592, 306 nucleotides. NCBI's taxonomy places the organism in Eukaryota, Dinophyceae, Suessiales, Symbiodiniaceae. The record is from the annotation of a GenBank genome assembly.